Messenger RNA from Dipodomys ordii (Ord's kangaroo rat), 4059 nucleotides. RefSeq names its product chromosome unknown open reading frame, human C6orf106 (gene Ilrun). The coding region runs from base 150 to 1025 and encodes 291 amino acids. Gene Ontology annotation, biological process: macroautophagy. The transcript is spliced from 5 exons. The record is from RefSeq and is a predicted model, not a curated record. Lineage: Eukaryota; Metazoa; Chordata; Mammalia; Rodentia; Heteromyidae. Gene Ontology annotation, cellular component: phagophore assembly site. Gene Ontology annotation, molecular function: ubiquitin binding.
GAGGCGGUGAGAGGCCCGGGGCUUACCUCGGAGGAACGGGGUCGCGGCUCCGGCCGGCAGCGGGCCCCCUCCCGGUCCCCGGGCCCGGCAGCGCGGCGGCAGCUUGCUUGUGAGGAGGCGGGGAAGCGAGCGUCCGUCCGGCCCCCGCCAUGGAGGGCAUGGACGUGGACCUAGACCCGGAGCUGAUGCAGAAGUUUAGCUGCCUGGGCACCACCGACAAGGACGUGCUCAUCUCCGAGUUCCAGCGGCUGCUCGGUUUCCAGCUCAACCCGGCCGGCUGCGCCUUCUUCCUGGACAUGACCAACUGGAACUUACAAGCAGCAAUUGGCGCCUAUUAUGACUUUGAGAGCCCAAACAUCAGCGUACCCUCUAUGUCCUUCGUUGAAGAUGUCACCAUAGGAGAAGGAGAAUCAAUACCUCCUGAUACUCAGUUUAUUAAAACAUGGCGAAUCCAGAAUUCUGGGGCAGAAGCUUGGCCUCCAGGGGUCUGUCUUAAAUAUGUUGGGGGAGACCAAUUUGGACACGUGAACAUGGUGAUGGUGAGAUCGCUAGAACCCCAAGAGAUUGCAGAUGUCAGCGUCCAGAUGUGCAGCCCUAGCAGAGCAGGAAUGUAUCAGGGACAGUGGCGCAUGUGCACUGCUACAGGACUCUACUAUGGAGAUGUCAUCUGGGUGAUUCUCAGUGUGGAGGUGGGUGGACUUUUAGGAGUAACACAGCAGCUGUCAUCUUUUGAAACGGAGUUCAACACACAGCCACAUCGCAAGGUAGAAGGAAACUUCAACCCGUUUGCCUCUCCCCAAAAGAACCGACAAUCAGAUGAAAACAACCUAAAAGACCCUGGGGGUUCCGGGUUCGACUCGAUCAGCAAAAACACAUGGGCUCCUGCUCCUGACCAAACCGAGCAAGAUCAGAAUAGACUCUCACAGAACUCUGUAAAUCUGUCCCCCAGCAGUCACGCAAACAACUUAUCAGUAGUGACUUACAGUAAGGGGCUCCACGGGCCUUACCCCUUCGGCCAGUCUUAAACGGGUGUCAGCAAGAAGAAAAAUUAACAAAAGACAGAAGGCCCGACUUUGGGGGGGGAGGGCAAGGGUUCCUCUGGAUUAUAGGCCACAUCGCACGGAUCCCUGGCUCUGAUCCUCCCCCAUCCUGGAAGAAGAGGAAGAAGCAGAACAGACUAGUUUUGAGUAAACUCAGUAUGCAUGUGUGAAUGCUGGAUCGCAGGAGUGGUGUUGAGGCUACCAAGAAGAAAUCCAUGCAGCCACCUUGGGUUCUGUUUAUUAGGCGUCAAUCUAACGACUCAUUAGGUCACUCGGGAAGGGGAAAAUAAGCCAUCUUUUUAAACAAAAAUUAUUUUGCCUACAGAAAGGUUGUAGUUUUGAGCACAUGUUAAUUUUCCCCCUCUCUCCCCACUUUUACUUUUUUUUAAAUAAGGGAUAACAUACUCUCUGUAGAAUAGUGUUUGCUCUGGAAGCGAUUCCGGCUGCAGCUGGCGUGGCAUGUUUGGGGACUGUGUGGGUCAGUGCUGCAGAAGCACAUCACUAUGUCAUCUGACUCCAGAGUCUAACCCCAGUGUUUAUAGUGGCAUCAGCCAGUGAGUCAUCACCUUCCUCCUCUUUUCACUUUAAUCUUGUGUUGAUUUACACAUUUGACAGUUGUAUUUGUCAAUCCUUUGGCUUGUUAGCAUCAGAACCUUUCUGAAGAUCAAACUUCCCUGUGUGGCCAGCAGAGGAAGCCUUGGGGACGAUGCCGGUGAUGGAGUUUGAAGCCAGGAGGAGUCCUUGUGCGCACAUGUGUAACAAUUCAGGUUGCUUUCUUCCAUGUUUCUCUUGGCAGAAGGAAAUGCCAUCACAUUUAUGUUCUCUUGUGGCUCCCCAUUUGCUCUGGGAACAGUACCUCUGGGCUGGCUGGGUGGGUGUGCCACGUGCACACACGGAAGGGUAGCUCACCGGCAGGUGUGCAGCAGACAAGUGUGAGCAGGUCCCAUCCCAUGCUUAUCUGUUGUCACACAGCUCCCUUCUCUGUUCCCCUGCAGUUGUCCUUUGUGGUGUCCCCACCACCUAUUUGUGGAGGCUGAGCUCUUAAGAGAAGAAAAUAACAGCCCUGAAUGGGGAACUUGUUAUGGGAAAGGGCCACUGACUACUUGAUCUUGGAGACUAUAAUUUAGGUAGAAGUGGAAGGACCUCCCCUAGUACAAUGCUUGGUUUGGGGAUGUUAGUCAAGGGGCAGCUGAGCAGGAGCAGAGGCUGGCUGCUCACCGGGCUGAUUGCCCCACUGGACGCUGAGCAGGUUGAGCCGUGGUAUCUUCCAUGAGGAACUUGCACAGGCGAGAACAGCUGUCUGCCAAAGAUACAUGAAUAUGCAAAGUCUCUCUUCCCUUCUCAACCUUCCUUCCCUGGAGUUUUGGUUGGUUUGAGAGCCAGGGAUGUGGGUCUAGGGUGUGGUUGCAGGGUCCCCUGCCUGUUACCAUGCCCCCGCCUCCCCCCGGGGGUAUGAGCAAAGCAGGGAGACCAAGGGAUGAGUGGCUGCAAGGGGUCCUGUAGCCUGGGUGUGGGUGAUGGUCUGCCUGCCUGUCUGUCUCUGUCUGGGUGUGAGUUCCAAAAAAAAGUGUGGUGUUUGUUCCUCCUCAUCCUCUUCUGAGACUGUUUUUAAACACUUGAUUGUGAGAAAAAGCUUGUAUGAAAUUUCCCCCUCACCUCUUUUCUUCCCCCAAGCCCAAAGCUUUAGUUCACCAGAGCCACUGCCUGUUUAGAAGAGCAGUGCAGCUGGGGCUUCUCUGGAACACACACAGGUUCCCAUUCCCUAGCAGAGCUGAGGAAAGUCCAUGCUGGGGGUCCACCCCAUGGGGUGCAGGAUGGCUUUUAUCUGAGGGCCCUUGUGAACCCAGACUGCUGCUGCAAUAGGUGCCCGUCUCCUAGGACACUGCCACUUGAGUGCACACAUGCCCAGUUAUUCUUCCUACUCGUGUGCCCUCAAAGCAGCUUAUCUUCAGCUACCCUGGCAGCCCCAUCUGCUGCCCGCCCCCACACACAACAGGUGCCCUUCCCGUCUCCCAGCACAGGUUUUCUGCCUCAAUUCAGCAGAGCCUUCAUCAGCUACCACCAUCCUAGCCCUGCCUUCAUUCCUGCUUGUCUUCCUGUUGGUCGGCAACCUUUGCUUAGAAAGAGACAUUUCAGGCACUUUGGCUUCCUUUUCAAGAACAAGCCAUCUCUGUAUAGCCUUGCAGAAAUGAGCUCCUUACAGAGGGCCAGAGCAAGUCCAAGCCUGGUGCAUGGCUUCCCCAGGGCCAGAGGAGGGUGUCGGUGCCACUCAUUCUCCCUCCCCGCACUGGUGUGGCUUCUUAGAACUGCCUGGAGUUCCUCUUUAUUCCCUGCCUAUUAGGGUGGCAGGCAGGCAGUCACCUCUGCCCCUCUUAGAAUCUUCACACAUGGCAGGCUGCCUCUGACACCCGAGAAGCGAGGCCAGCUUAGGUGAUCUGUGAUUUGGGCUUGAGCCCAGUUGGGGAGGACUGUAGGUUUGGGAAGAACCUGUCUGUGUGCACGGAGUGAGGUGUGUGUGCGCGCGCGCGUGUGCGUGUGUGUGCGUGUGUGUUUGGAUGUGUAUGCACGUGUGCAUGCCUUUUUUUUCUUUUUGCCAUGGGGGCAGAUGAAUUUGGGGCAUUUUUCUAGAACAGCCUUCUCUCCCUGUAGUAAGGACUGGCUGUAACUCUAAGCCUAUUAGAGGCACUUCCAGCCUGGAGGGAACCUCAAACUGGUGGCCCAAGGGUAGCCAGAGGGGGGAAGUUGGCAUUAGGGUUAAAAACCCCCAAAUUCAGUCUGAGCCCCGAGAGGAGAGGGUGGAAGGGUUGCCAGGGCUCAGCAGUGUGAGCUGUCCUCCCCCAGCCUCGCUGUCCCUGGUGGCCUCUGGUGAAUGUGGGCGCAGCACUGGCUGCCCCUCCCGCCUGGCCUGGGUGGGUGUCUGGUGGGCCUCAUGGUGCCUAGGAGGAGAUGAAGAUGAGGAGGUUUUCCUUACUGUAUAAAUGAAUAUUUGUAUGAUUAAAUUAACACACACAAAAGCUUU